Molecule: messenger RNA, 4042 nt
Organism: Pelodiscus sinensis (Chinese soft-shelled turtle)
Lineage: Eukaryota; Metazoa; Chordata; Testudines; Trionychidae
Source: RefSeq, a predicted model, not a curated record
AGACAUAGCCUAAGCUUCUUGCCAUACUUGGCAGAGUACUCAUAUCAGCACCCCACCAGGAAAACUUCGACGGCAUCUGAGAUUCCUGCCUGUAAACAGUGAAGAGGAGUAAGGAAAAUGCAGUAAAGGGAUCCAGCCAUGCCACAAGCCAGAACCUACUAGAGACUCCAUCACUGUCUAGCCAAUCCUACUAGCCAAACAGAUGAGCCUGAUGAAAAGGAAAGAAUCUUGGAGGUGUUAUGAACAUAAACAGUACAGAAAUGGGCUGAAGUUUUGUAAACAGAUCCUUUCUAAUCCAAAGUUUGCAGAACAUGGAGAAACCCUGGCGAUGAAAGGACUGACGCUGAACUGUCUAGGGAAGAAAGAGGAAGCAUAUGAGCUAGUGCGUAGAGGCUUACGGAAUGACUUAAAGAGUCAUGUCUGCUGGCAUGUCUAUGGUCUUCUCCAGAGGUCAGACAAGAAGUAUGAUGAAGCUAUCAAAUGUUACAGAAAUGCACUGAAAUGGGAUAAAGACAAUCUUCAAAUCCUGAGAGAUCUCUCUCUGCUACAGAUUCAAAUGAGGGAUCUUGAGGGCUACAGGGAAACCAGGUACCAGUUACUUCAGCUCCGACCUGCACAGCGAGCCUCGUGGAUUGGUUAUGCAAUAGCUUAUCAUCUGCUGGAAGAUUACGAAAUGGCAGCAAAGAUUUUAGAGGAAUUUAGGAAGACUCAACAGACAUCUCCUGAUAAAGUGGACUAUGAGUACAGUGAGCUGCUGUUGUAUCAGAAUGAAGUCCUCCGAGAAGCAGGACUCCACAAAGAAGCCUUGGAGCACCUUGUUACCUAUGAAAAGCAAAUCUGUGAUAAACUGGCUGUUGAAGAAACUAAAGGAGAACUUCUGUUACAACUCUGCAGGCUGGAAGAAGCAGCUGAGGUGUAUAGAGGAUUGCAAGAAAGGAACCCUGAAAACUGGGCAUACUGCAAAGGCUUAGAAAAGGCACUUAAACCAUCCAAUAUGCUGGAGAGGCUCAAAAUCUAUGAAGAGGCCUGGACUAAGUACCCAAGGGGACUGGUUCCAAGAAGACUUCCCCUAAACUUUUUAUCUGGUGAAAAGUUUAAGGAAUGUCUGGACAAGUUUCUAAGGAUGAAUUUCAGCAAAGGCUGCCCACCUGUUUUUAAUACUUUGAGAUCAUUGUACAAAGAUAAAGAAAAGGUGGCGAUUAUAGAAGAGUUGGUGGUAGGUUAUGAAACUUCUCUAAAAAGCUGCAGGUUAUUUAACCCCAAUGAUGAUGGUAAAGAAGAACCUCCUACCACUUUACUCUGGGUCCAGUACUACUUGGCACAACAUUAUGACAAAAUUGGGCAGCCAUCCAUGGCUCUGGAUUACAUAAAUGCUGCUAUAGAAAGUACUCCCACCUUGAUAGAACUCUUUCUUGUGAAGGCUAAAAUCUAUAAGCAUGCUGGAAACAUUAAAGAAGCUGCAAGAUGGAUGGAUGAAGCCCAGGCCUUGGACACAGCGGACAGAUUUAUCAACUCCAAAUGUGCAAAAUAUAUGUUGAAAGCCAACUUGAUUAAAGAGGCGGAAGAAAUGUGUUCUAAGUUCACCAGGGAAGGAACCUCAGCAGUAGAGAAUUUAAAUGAAAUGCAGUGCAUGUGGUUCCAGACAGAAUGUGCCCAAGCUUACAAGGCAAUGAAUAAAUUUGGAGAAGCACUUAAGAAAUGCCACGAAAUUGAGAGACAUUUUGUAGAAAUUACAGAUGACCAGUUUGACUUUCACACUUACUGUAUGAGAAAGAUUACACUUAGGUCUUAUGUGGACUUGUUAAAACUAGAAGAUGUACUUCGACAACAUCCAUUUUACUUCAAGGCAGCACGAAUUGCUAUAGAAAUAUAUUUGAAGCUUCAUGAUAAUCCCCUAACAGAUGAGAAUAAAGAACACGAGACUGAUACAGCAAAUAUGUCUGACAAGGAGCUAAAGAAACUUCGUAAUAAGCAGAGAAGAGCACAGAAGAAAGCACAAUUAGAGGAGGAGAAGAAGAAUGCAGAAAAAGAGAAGCAGCAGAGAAAUCAGAAGAAAAAAAAGGAUGAUGAUGAUGAGGAAAUCGGUGGCCCAAAAGAAGAACUUAUCCCUGAGAAACUAGCAAAGAUUGAAGCACCUUUGGAAGAAGCCAUUAAAUUUUUAACACCAUUAAAGAAUUUGGUAAAGAAUAAAAUAGAGACCCAUCUUUUUGCUUUUGAGAUUUACUUCAGGAAAGAGAAAUUUCUUCUGAUGCUGCAAUCUGUGAAGAGAGCAUUUGCUAUUGACUCCAGUCAUCCUUGGCUUCAUGAGUGCAUGAUUCACCUCUUUGGCAGUGUAUCUGAAAGUAAAGAUCUACCUGAUACAGUUAGAACAGUGUUAAAUCAAGAAAUGAAUCGGCUUUUUGGGGCAACUAAUCCAAAGAACUUCAAUGAAGCUUUCCUUAAAAAGAACUAUGAUUCACUACCACAUAGAUUAUCAGCUGCCAAAAUGGUCUACUACUUGGAUCCUUCCAGUCAGAAAAGAGCAGUGGAGCUGGCAACGUCCCUUGAUGAAUCACUUACCAACAGGAAUCUUCAGACUUGUAUGGAGGUAUUAGAAGCUUUGAGUGAUGGUAGCCUGGGAGACUGUAAAGAAGCAGUUGAAACUUACAGAGCGAAUUGUCAUAAGCUUUUCCCUUAUGCUUUGGCUUUCAUGCCACCUGGAUAUGAAGAGGAUAUGAAGAUCACAGUUAAUGGAGAUAGUUCUGCAGAAACUGAAGAACUGGCCAAUGAAAUAUGAACAAUUUUGUUUAAAAAAAGAAAAGAAAGAAAGAAUGAAUUACAUUGGUCCAUAUCUGGUGUAUAAUAUUUUUGUCACGCACCUGCUGAUUUGUUCUAACUUACACAGAAAAAGGAAGGAGUAAAAAUAUUGCCUUCAAAUAGUUUUACUUUUUUUAUCCUGCUGACAAAGUAUAUAUAUAAAAUAUCUAACAUAUGGAUAUAGGUUGUUCAGUUUCUUAAGAAAAAUUAAAAGCUGCUAAAAUUGAAGAAAAAAAAAACCCUUAUCCUUACCUACCUACCCCAUGUUUUUAAACUAAUUUAUAAGAAAUCUGGAGGUUCAUAGCCCUCAGAGCAGGUGUGUGGCAGAAAUAUUACUUUAAAUUUGUCUUGUGAGAUUACUAUUAUCUCAGACAGCAAAAAUGCUGUUUUAGCACUGGAUUCUUUCACUGAGCACAAAGAGUUGUUGGGGCUUUAGCAUCUGACUGAUUUUGAUACGGAGAUGAUUCUGUUCAUAGGAAGUACUCGUGAAUCACUAUUUACAGAGAAAUCUACAACAUAUAUGUGAUGUUGUAGAGACUGGGACAUAUAAAUAUCAAGCAGAAUUAAGAAACAUAAGGUGUUCAAUAAGCUUGUUGUGUCUCCGAAGUUCACGUACAUGAUCAGUUUGGUGUUCUUGUACCACAGUUUUUAACUGAAGGAACCAGUUAGAACUAUCUCUUCAUUUUAAUUAAACUUGAAAAGAAAGAAACACUGCUGUUCUUGAGUUGAACCUCGCAGCAUAGUUUGGCCAAACUUGUUAAAACUGUAAUGCAAGAACCAAAUGAAAUUAUGCACUGUGAUGUGGCACCAACUAAUUAGAAAGAUAGUGUGCAUUUUUUCACAAAGAGUGAAAAUAAAAUGAGAACAUACUAUGGCUUGAAGUUACAAAGAGCGGAACUCCUGGCUAUCCUUUUAUGACUGAUCAAGAGACUAAUAGUUUAAAACCUCAGCAGGCCUUGUUCACGUUAUGCAGAGAAAAACAAGUGCUGCAGUUUAGAUACCUCUGGAACUUUUCCACAGUGUCACAGGUUUGUAAUACUUGAAGCCCUACAUUUCUAAGAAUAUAUUUCUUGCUCAGUUGUUUCAAGCAAACUCAAGACUUUGUAACUUUUAAGGGGCCCAAGUUUUUUUUUGUUUUUUUUUUUUCAAAUAACAGACCAGCUUCUUAUUCCUGCAGUUACAGAUGUAAUUUCCUUUGUCAAACAUAAGGUACCAAAUAUAAUGCAAUAAAAUGUUUUGAAAAACA